Molecule: messenger RNA, 4990 nt
Organism: Dermochelys coriacea (leatherback sea turtle)
Lineage: Eukaryota; Metazoa; Chordata; Testudines; Dermochelyidae
Gene: IQGAP1
Product: IQ motif containing GTPase activating protein 1
Exons: 36
Coding region: 203-4963 (1586 amino acids)
Biological process (GO): regulation of GTPase activity; regulation of actin cytoskeleton organization
Cellular component (GO): nucleus; cytoplasm
Molecular function (GO): GTPase activator activity; calmodulin binding; actin filament binding
Source: RefSeq, a predicted model, not a curated record
GGGCGAGGGCUGGAGAGACAGGAGCCGGGCUGCGGGGAGCGGAGCUAAGUGCGCAAGGCGUGGGCUGCCGGGGGCGGGCGGCGCCUCUUUCCGACACACCCAGCGCUGAGACCAGGAACAGGAACAGCCGCUCCCGCCUCAGUCGCUGCCGCGUCCGCCCAGCCCCGCAGCGACCGAACGGCCCAGCCCGGCCCGCAGCACCAUGUCUGCCUCGGAGGAAGCUGACGGGCUCGGGGUGGCCCGCCCCCAUUACGGCUCUGUCCUGGAUAAUGAGAGGUUGACAGCAGAGGAGAUGGAUGAGAGAAGACAUCAGAAUGUGGCUUAUGAGUAUCUUUGUCAUCUGGAGGAAGCAAAGAGAUGGAUGGAGGCCUGCCUUAAUGAGGAUCUACCUCCCACAACAGAGCUGGAGGAGGGGCUAAGGAAUGGAGUCUAUCUAGCCAAACUUGGAAACUUUUUCACCCCCAAGGUGGUGUCUCUGAAGAAAAUCUAUGACCGGGAACAAACCAGAUAUAAGGCAACUGGUCUCCAUUUCCGGCAUACUGAUAAUGUUAUUCAGUGGUUGAAUGCCAUGGCUGAAAUCGGCCUCCCCAAGAUUUUCUACCCAGAAACUACUGACAUCUAUGAUCGGAAGAACAUGCCACGCUGCAUCUAUUGUAUCCAUGCACUCAGUCUGUACCUGUUUAAACUGGGACUGGCCCCUCAGAUUCAAGAUUUAUAUGGGAAGGUGGACUUCACAGAGGAGGAGAUCAGUAAUAUGAGGAGUGAGCUGGAAAAGUAUGGAAUUCAGAUGCCUGCCUUCAGCAAGAUUGGAGGAAUUUUAGCUAAUGAACUCUCUGUGGAUGAAGCAGCAUUGCAUGCUGCUGUUAUUGCCAUUAAUGAAGCAAUUGAUCGCCAAGUUCCUGCUGACACCCUGAUGGCAAUGAAAAACUCCAAUGCCAUGUUGGUGAAUCUUGUUGAACUCCUGGCAUCAAUCUAUCAGGACACAUUGUACCGGGCAAAGAAAGACAAGAUGGAGAAUGCCAAAAACAGGACUGCCUCUGAGAAUUCAGAGAGAGAGAGGGAUGUGUAUGAAGAGCUGCUGACUCAAGCUGAAAUUCAGGGCAAUGUCAACAAAGUCAACACACAUUCAGCCCUAUCAAAGAUAGAUCUGGCUUUGGAACAGGGAGAUGCAUUAGCAUUAUUUGAAGUUUUGACAUCACCAGCCCUGGGGCUUCAAGGAUUACAGCGAGAAAAUUGUGACUGGUAUCUCAAGCAGCUCUUGAGUGACAGACAGCAGAAACAGGAGACUGGCCUGGCAGGCCCCCUGCAGAAGGAGGAGUUACAGCCUGGAGUGGACGCUGCUAACAAUGCAGCACAACAGUACCAGCGAAGGCUGGGAGCAGUGGCAAGGAUUAAUUCUGCAAUCCAAAUGGGUAUUGCAGAGAAGACUGUGGCAGAACUUUUGAAUCCAGAGGCUCAGUUACCACAGGUUUAUCCAUUUGCAGCAGAUCUUUACCAGAGGGAGCUGGCCACUCUGCAGCAACAGAGCCCUGAUGGUAACCUCACCCACCCAGAGCUGUCAGUUGCGGUGGAGAUGCUGUCAUCUGUGGCUCUGAUUAACAGGGCUUUGGAUUCAGGGGAUGUGAACACAAUUUGGAAACAGCUGAGCAGUUCCGUCACUGGGCUCACUAACAUUGAAGAUGAAAACUCCCAGAGAUACAUCGAUGAUUUGAUGAAGCUGAAAGCUCAGGCACAUACAGAAGGGAAUGAGUUUAUCACAUGGAAUGAUAUCCAGUCAUGCGUGGACCGUGUGAACAUAGUGGUGCAUGAGGAGCACGAGAGGAUUUUAGCAAUUGGGCUUAUUAAUGAAGCUCUUGAUGAGGGAGACACCAGAAAGACCCUUCAAGCCUUACAGAUCCCUGCAGCAAAACUGGAGGGGGUAACCCCAAAGGUAGCACAGCACUACCAGGACACGUUGAUCCGAGCCAAGAGGGAGAAGGCACAGGACACUCAGGAUGAGACAGCUGUGCUGUGGUUGGAUGAAAUUCAGGAUGGGAUUCUUCGAUCCAACAGGGACACAGAGGAAGCACAGAAAUUUUCCUUAGGAAUUCUGGCCAUUAAUGAAGCAGUGGUCCAUGGUGAUGUGGGCCAGACCCUCAGUGCCCUGCGCUCACCUGAUGUCGGACUGUAUGGAGUCACUCCCGAGUGUGAUGAGACAUACCAGCAUGACCUGGCAGAAGCCAAGAAAGAAAAAAUGGCAGCAGGGGACAAUGGCAGCGAGUGGGUGAAGCACUGGGUGAAAGGAGGCUAUUAUUAUUAUCAUAACCUGCGAACCAGAGAGGGACGUUGGGAUGAACUCUCAGGAUUUGUGCAGAAUAAUACCCAGCUCUCCCGGGAGGAGAUACAGAGCUCUAUCUCUGGAGUCACCGCUGCGUACAAUAGAGAGCAGCUCUGGCUUGCUAAUGAGAACCUGAUUACCAGGCUGCAGGCUUGCUGCCGUGGGUACCUUGUUCGCCAGGAAUUCAACUCCAGAAUGAAUUUCUUGAAGAAGCAAGUCCCUGCAAUCACUUGUAUCCAGUCUCAAUGGCGUGGCUACAAGCAGCGGAAGGAAUACCAAGAUCGCUUGGAGUACCUGCGAGCACACAAGGACCAAGUAGUGAAGAUUCAAUCAAUGACCAGGAUGCAUCAAGCCAGAAAGCGGUACAGAGAUCGUCUGCAGUAUUUCAGAGACCAUAUAAAUGACAUUGUAAAAAUCCAGGCUUUUAUUCGUGCAAAUAAAGCACGAGAUGACUACAAAACUCUCAUCAGUGCUGAAGACCCACCUAUGGCUGUGGUCCGGAAAUUUGUCCACUUACUGGAUCAAAGUGAUCAAGAUUUUCAGGAGGAGCUUGACCUAAUGAAGCUGCGUGAGGAGGUUGUGACCCUUAUCCGAUCCAAUCAGCAAUUGGAAAAUGACCUCAAUCUGAUGGACAUCAAAAUUGGACUUCUUGUGAAAAACAAAAUCACAUUGCAGGAUGUUGUAUCUCACAGUAAGAAACUUACCAAGAAGAACAAGGAACAGCUGUCUGACAUGAUGAUGCUGAACAAACAGAGGGGAGGUUUGAAGGCUCUAAGCAAAGAGAAGAGGGAGAAGCUGGAAGCGUAUCAGCAUCUGUUCUACUUGCUUCAGACUAAUCCCACCUACCUGGCCAAGCUGAUUUUUCAGAUGCCUCAGAACAAAUCCACCAAGUUUAUGGAUUCUGUGAUCUUCACGCUGUAUAACUAUGCAUCCAAUCAGAGGGAAGAAUACCUGUUACUUCGGCUUUUCCAGACAGCGCUGCAGGAAGAAAUCAAAUCAAAAGUAGACCAGAUACAUGAGAUUGUGACUGGAAACCCCACUGUUAUUAAGAUGGUGGUAAGUUUCAACCGUGGUGCUCGUGGCCAGAAUGCAAUGAGGCAGAUCCUGGCACCUGUCGUGAAGGAAAUAAUGGAUGACAAAUCACUCAACAUCAAAACUGAUCCUGUGGACAUUUACAAAUCUUGGGUUAACCAGAUGGAGUCGCAAACUGGAGAGGCCAGUAAGUUGCCAUAUGAUGUUACACCUGAGCAAGCUCUGGCUCAUGAAGAGGUGAGGACACGCCUAGAUGCAUCCAUCAAAAACAUGCGGACAGUGACAGACAAGUUCCUGUCAGCCAUCAUCAGCUCAGUGGAUAAAAUCCCUUAUGGCAUGCGCUUCAUUGCCAAGGUUCUGAAAGUUUCGCUACAUGAGAAAUUUCCUGAUGCUGGUGAGGAUGAGUUGCUGAAGAUCAUAGGCAACUUACUCUAUUAUCGCUACAUGAAUCCAGCUAUUGUUGCUCCAGACGCAUUUGACAUCAUUGACCUUUCCGCUGGAGGUCAGCUGACUACAGACCAGCGCAGAAACCUUGGUUCCAUUGCAAAGAUGUUACAGCAUGCUGCAUCCAAUAAGAUGUUCAUGGGAGACAAUGCUCACCUAAGCAUCAUUAAUGAAUAUCUUUCACAGUCCUAUCAGAAAUUCAGACGUUUUUUUCAGGCUGCCUGUGAGGUUCCAGAACUACAGGAUAAAUUUAAUGUUGAUGAAUAUUCUGACUUGGUGACUCUCACUAAACCAGUUAUCUAUAUUUCCAUUGGAGAAAUCAUCAAUACACACACGCUGCUUUUAGAUCAUCAAGAUGCGAUUGCGCCUGAGCACAAUGAUCCAAUUCAUGAGCUGCUGGAUGACCUGGGGGAAGUUCCCACUAUUGAGUCCCUGAUAGGGGAAGGGUCUGGUAACAUUAAUGACCCCAACAAGGAGAUGCUAGCAAAGACUGAAGUUUCUCUUACACUGACGAAUAAAUUUGAUGUUCCUGGUGAUGAGAAUGCUGAAAUGGAUGCAAGGACAAUCCUGCUGAAUACAAAGCGCUUAAUUGUAGAUGUAAUCCGCUUCCAGCCGGGGGAGACACUGAUUGAGAUCCUGAAAACUCCAGCCACCCAUGAGCAGGAAGCAGAGCAUCAGAGAGCAAUGCAGAGACGGGCCAUUCGUGAUGCCAAAACCCCUGACAAGAUGAAAAAAUCUAAAUCUGUAAAGGAGGACAGCAACUUGAAUCUUCAAGAAAAGAAGGAGAAAAUUAAGACAGGCUUGAAGAAGUUGACAGAACUGGGAACCGUAAACCCAAAGAAUAGAUACCAGGAGCUAAUCAAUGAUAUUGCCAAGGACAUCCGGAACCAGCGCAGAUACCGUCAGAGGAGAAAGGCAGAGUUGGUGAAGCUGCAGCAGACUUACAGUGCGCUGAACUCCAAAGCCACCUUUUAUGAGGAACAGGUGGAUUAUUAUAAAAGCUAUAUCAAAACCUGCUUGGAUAACUUGGCCAGCAAGGGCAAAGUCUCUAAGAAGCCACAGGAGAUGAAAGGCAAAAAGAGUAAAAAGAUUUCUCUGAAAUAUACAGCAGCCCGACUUCAUGAGAAGGGAGUCCUGUUGGAGAUUGAAGACCUGCAAGUAAACCAGUGAGUUUUAACUUUUAAACCUAAGGUCCAA